Messenger RNA from Syzygium oleosum, 2315 nucleotides. Its product is annotated as pentatricopeptide repeat-containing protein At1g11900. NCBI's taxonomy places the organism in Eukaryota, Viridiplantae, Streptophyta, Magnoliopsida, Myrtales, Myrtaceae. Gene Ontology annotation, molecular function: protein binding. The record is from RefSeq and is a predicted model, not a curated record.
CUCGAGACUACGCGCCGCGCUGCCUCGGCCUCUCUCAGCCCGGAGCUAAACCCUGCAAGAACCCCUCCCCGCCUCCGCCGUGGACCGGCCACUCGAUCUGUGACCUCGCCGGCUGCGGUUGCGGUCACGAUGGAGCGGCUCAGAUCGCUGCCUCGGAUGCCGGCGUCGGUCGCCAGAUGGUCGUGAGACAGAUUCCGGGUCGCAUGGCUCUGGCUUCUCUCGUCGCCAAGCACCGGCGGACCGGAAUACCAGUUGGGCGUUUCGGUUUCGGGGCGAGCGCGAAAAGGGUCGCGAGGGAAGCUCGAGGAGCUGCGCCCGGAAAUGCGGGGGGAGCGCAAAGCCUCGGGCUCGUGCCUUCCGGUAGAGGGGACCUCCGAGUUCCGGCGCGUUCGGGGUUUGCUUUGGAUUCGCCGGCCAGAGCGAGAAGCAUUUACACCGUCGAAGCUAUUCGGAAAUCAUUAUACACAACUCAGGCCUCUCCUGAUGAUGAGGAAGUGAUGGACCACUUCUUGUGUACAGUUCUUGCGGAUAUAGAAAAUAAUCCCGCAUCGAGCUGGGAAGCCUGUUUUACCUACAUUGAUAAGCUGUGCAAGGCAGGAAAUUUCUCAUCUGCUUUGAGGUUGCUAAAAUUCUUGCAUGAUAAGGGCAUCUUUCUAGGUCAGAACGCCUAUAAGUCCCUACUCACCAUGGCCACAGAAGGAAAUGAGAUGGACUUUUCAUCUUACAUUUUUAAGUAUCUGUUGGUGUCUCGUGAAUCUUUAAGUUCAGCUGCUUAUCUAAGUAUUGCCAAGGUCUUUGCAAAGCAAAGUGAGUGUUCCCAUCUUCUCAGAUUUGUCGAGGAAAUUUCAGAGCUGGCUUCUCCAAAAAGCACACCAGUUCUGAAUAGAAUCAUAUACUCCUUUGCUGAAUGUGGGCAGAUUGACAAGGCCCUUUUGAUAUUUGAUCAACUCGAGAGCCUAAAAUGUAAACGAGAUUUAAUUACUUACAACACUAUAUUGGAUGUCUUGGGUCGUGUUGGUCGUUUAAAUGAAAUGCUCCAUGAAUUUACUGCUAUGAAAGAAGCCAGCAUUAUCCCUGAUGUUGUAACAUACAACACAUUAUUGAACAGUUUGCGGAAGGUUGGUCGACUAGAUAUGUGCUCAAGUAUCUGGAAGGAAAUGAAAGAGAGUGGUGUGCAACCGGAUUUGCUUACAUAUACUGCACUUAUUGAGUGUUUUGGCCGCUCGGGGAACGUUCAUCAGUCAUUGAGUCUCUUCCAUGAAAUGAAGCUGAAGCAGAUUCGCCCUUCUAUACACAUCUACAGAUCACUAAUCAGCAAUUUAAAGAAAAUGGGUAAGGUGGAAGUUGCAAUGGCCAUCUCCGAGGAACUGAACUCAUCACUUUCAGAACUUGCCGGCCCAAAGGAUUUUAAACGAAACAAAAGAUAGUUAUGACAUACAAGUUCCUGGUUUCGAGUCAAAUCUGAAUAUCUGUUAUUAGCGACAUUUUAGGCGACAUGGCGAAAGUACGGCGGAGCAGGGCAGCACUUCAUUUAUUCAAGUGAUAAGUAAUGCAAGUCCUGGAUCCCAGCAGGGUAAAACCUGCAGAGUUGAGCAAGUAAAAACUACAGGUGCUGAUGAUGCUGCUCUUCUAGAUGUGCAUCACCUACUUGAACUUUUCCUUCUGGAUACAAGUGGAAGAAGCAAGAACUGAUCCAUAAUAUUGACUCGUCAGUCUAGCGGUGGCGCAAGCUGUUGGUGUCUCCCUCUGGCAUUGUGGAAUACUGCUGACCGAGAUUUUCCACACCCGCGAAAUUGUUGUGGUAUGUUAGCACUGAAAGGAUCAACUGCGAAGACAGCUUCAUAAUUUAAGAGGCGGGAGGCCUGCCUUUUUCAGGUUGGUGGCAGGAGAUCUUUUGGGGCUUUCCUUUGAAGUUAUCUGUACUAUCCACAACGGGGACCUGAUCACAGGACUUUCUCCCAUGUUUUCCUUUUGCCAAACUCUGCCUACCUUUCUGAAUAAAGCCGGCCAAAAUCAUCUGAAGGCGAAGUGAAGUGAUGAGUGCUUAUGAUAAUUUAUAGUGGGCACAACCUUGUAGUUGGUGAAACAAUUUUCCCCUUCCCAAAAAGAUAUCAUCGAAUGGACGAUGAAACGAGUAAAGAAGCAAAUUAUUGUCUCUUGGUUAACUUUUGAUUAAUUUUGACUGCAGUUGAAGAAGAUAAAUAAACAAUAAAGAAGCACUUUCUCUUUGCUAUGUUUUAGUUUCCUGUGUGUCAUGGUAGGUAGGGCCACUGCUUGUAUAUUGAGGAUCGAUGAGAGUUUAGUCUUCUCCAGCA